Messenger RNA from Microbotryum saponariae, 159 nucleotides. The record is from the annotation of a GenBank genome assembly. NCBI's taxonomy places the organism in Eukaryota, Fungi, Basidiomycota, Microbotryomycetes, Microbotryales, Microbotryaceae.
AUGGACAGCUCUCCCGCCUCGCCUUUGUGUGAGGAAUCCACUCUCCGCUCGGCUCAGGACUUAGGCGCGCGGAGCGAACCGGGCGCGGACUUAGGCGCGCGGAGUGAGCCGGGCGCCCCGGCCCAGGACUUAGGCGCGCGAAGCGAGCCUGGGACUUAG